AUGGGUGCAAGAGUAGCAGUGACGGGGAAAAGGAUGGUGAUGGUGAUGGGGAUGGAGAAGGGGAUGGGGAUGGUGAUGGGUAUGUUGACGCGGAAGACGAUGGGGGAAGAGGACGGGGGGAGGGAUGGGACAGAGGAUGGGAAUGGGGAUGGGAAUAUGGAUGGGGAUGGGGAUGGGGAUGGGGAUGGGAAUGGGGAUGGGAAUCGGGAUGGGAAUGGGGAUGGAAAUAGGGAUGGAAAUGGGGAUGGAAAUGGGGAUGGGAAUGGGGAUGGGAAUGGGGAUGGGAAUGGGGAUCAGAAUGGGGAUGGGAAUGGGGAUCGGAAUGGGGAUGGGAAUGGGGGACACUGA
This is a messenger RNA of Closterium sp. Naga37s-1, 348 nucleotides long. The record is from the annotation of a GenBank genome assembly. NCBI's taxonomy places the organism in Eukaryota, Viridiplantae, Streptophyta, Zygnematophyceae, Desmidiales, Closteriaceae.